Messenger RNA from Globicephala melas (long-finned pilot whale), 1513 nucleotides. It is a transcript of the gene NCS1, whose product is annotated as neuronal calcium sensor 1. The record is from RefSeq and is a predicted model, not a curated record. Gene Ontology annotation, molecular function: calcium ion binding; calcium sensitive guanylate cyclase activator activity. Lineage: Eukaryota; Metazoa; Chordata; Mammalia; Artiodactyla; Delphinidae.
GCACCCCGCCCCGGCCCAGCCACUCCCGCUGGGCGCCCCGACGGGGUCCGGCCCGGGGCGCGGGGGCCGCGGCCGCCGAGGAUGGGGAAAUCCAACAGCAAGUUGAAGCCUGAAGUCGUGGAGGAGCUGACCAGGAAAACCUACUUUACCGAGAAGGAGGUCCAGCAGUGGUACAAAGGCUUCAUCAAGGACUGCCCCAGCGGGCAGCUGGAUGCAGCGGGCUUCCAGAAGAUCUACAAGCAGUUCUUCCCGUUUGGAGACCCCACCAAGUUCGCCACAUUUGUUUUCAACGUCUUUGAUGAAAACAAGGAUGGGCGGAUUGAGUUCUCUGAGUUCAUCCAGGCGCUGUCGGUGACCUCGAGGGGAACCCUGGAUGAGAAGCUGCGGUGGGCCUUCAAGCUCUACGACUUGGAUAACGAUGGCUACAUCACCAGGAACGAGAUGCUGGAUAUAGUGGACGCCAUUUACCAGAUGGUGGGGAACACCGUGGAACUCCCCGAGGAGGAGAACACCCCCGAGAAGCGGGUGGACCGAAUCUUCGCCAUGAUGGACAAGAAUGCCGACGGGAAGCUGACGCUGCAGGAGUUCCAGGAAGGAUCCAAGGCGGACCCGUCCAUCGUUCAGGCGCUGUCCCUCUACGACGGGCUGGUAUAGUCCAAGGCCCAGAGCUGAGAUGCCUGGGAGCCACUCACCUCCUCCCGUGCCCUGAGGCCACCUCCGCCCCGACACCACCACCCUCGUGUGUCCACCCAGCCUUUCUCCGCAUCCACGCCCCACCGGGCUGCCCUGGAACCGUGAGGCCCGGCUCUCCUCCGCCCGCCCCGCACCCACCCGUCGCCUGAAGCCACCGGCUCCAAUUGCCACCAACUUCUGCUUGUCCAGAAAACGACAGUACGGAUGGGCAAAGGCUCCAGCCCUCUGCAAAACCAAGGACUCGGCUGCUUCGCAGGCGGCCUCUCGGUCCCUCCUGCUCUCCUGCGUGUGUGCUUUCGUUCUUUAUUUCAAACAGACAUUGAAAAAGAAAAAAAAAAACAAAACUACCUUCUGUCCUAGAAGAUUCAGACUGACAGAUGGGGAGAAGGCCUCGGGGACGUCAAAGAACUCUGCCUCCUGCCUUGACCUUGGCAGCGGGAGAGGCCACGGGAGUCACGGCCUCGGCCACGGGGGAUCGGGGCGUGGGGGGCCUGCCUGCCCCUCGUGAUUUGGCGCCCCAUCCUCGAGCAGCAAGACCACCUGCGCGGCUAGGAUGAUUAAUUACAACGUUGAUGAUUUUUUUUGUGAUAACAGUAUUGUGCUUUUUGUGGGGAAAGUGAGGUUUUUUUUUUAUAUACAUAUAUAAUUGAUACCUUUUAUUUAUUGGUUGGUAACUGUUGCUGCUGCCUCGUGUGUCUGAUGCUCCCAGGGAUGCGGGGCCCACCGUUUACACGUGCACGCCCUCGCCCACCUGCCCAGGCGCUUGGGAGGAUGGUGGCCUGCAGCGGCCAGGAAGCCAAAAAUCUUUUUUUUUUUUUUU